Molecule: messenger RNA, 919 nt
Organism: Pangasianodon hypophthalmus (striped catfish)
Lineage: Eukaryota; Metazoa; Chordata; Actinopteri; Siluriformes; Pangasiidae
Gene: vkorc1
Product: vitamin K epoxide reductase complex, subunit 1
Exons: 3
Coding region: 107-625 (172 amino acids)
Biological process (GO): vitamin K metabolic process; peptidyl-glutamic acid carboxylation
Molecular function (GO): vitamin-K-epoxide reductase (warfarin-sensitive) activity
Source: RefSeq, a predicted model, not a curated record
GAGAAAGUUUACUUUUCCUCGAUAUUCCGGACAGGACCCACAGUAGUAAAUAAGAGCUCAGGAUAAGGUCUUGUAAUAGUUAUUUAAAAAUUAUUUUAGUGCCGCUAUGUCUUCUGGUAAAUCACUUGACGGUGUUCCUAAAUGGGAGAGAUGGGUUCGUGUGCUGCUUUGUGUCUUAGGUUUAAUAUUAUCGGUUUAUGCUCUUCAUGUGGAGCUGUCCCGCGAAAACGACCCACAUUACCGAGCUAUGUGCGACCUCGCUGAAUCAGUGAGCUGCUCCAAGGUCUUCACCUCCAGAUGGGGACGUGGAUUUGGACUUGUUCAGCUGUUUGCGGAAAAGGACAGCCUUCUGAACCAACCAAACAGUGUGUUGGGCAUCAUCUUUUACACUCUGCAGCUAGGCCUAGGCCAAAUGGUGUCCACUACAGCAGCACAUUUCUUGGUCAUGGCAUCCUGGGUGUCGGUAGCUGGUUCUAUCUAUCUAGCUGCUAUUCUAGUGCUGGUGCUGGGUGAUUUCUGCAUGGUGUGUGUGUCGACAUACAUCAUCAACUUUGCUCUCCUCUACACCAACCUAAAGAGAAGGACAGGCCUCAGGGGAAAGCAGAAGAAAGAGAAGACAAGAUGAGAUCUCUUAUCUGUGUGCGUGUCUGUCUGUCUGUCUUAUUUAGUAAGUGAUGCAAGGAACCAGCAGUGAUAUUGGAUUACAGGUGUCUUAAGACGAGGCCAAAUGCAAUGACAAUAAUUAAAAAACAUAAUUUUUUUUUUAUUAUAACUGGUCCUGCCUGCUGAAACAGUGCCCCAUAUAAGAAUAUAGUGUUCUUGCUUGUAGAUCAGAGUGUUACAGAAAAGCAUGCAAGUUAGUAAUCUGUUUACUUAAAAAACUAUCAACCUCUUUGAAUAAAAGCUUAUUAAAAAGUAA